This is a messenger RNA of Heterobasidion irregulare TC 32-1, 603 nucleotides long. RefSeq lists its product as uncharacterized. The transcript is spliced from 2 exons. Lineage: Eukaryota; Fungi; Basidiomycota; Agaricomycetes; Russulales; Bondarzewiaceae. The record is from RefSeq and is a predicted model, not a curated record. The coding region runs from base 1 to 603 and encodes 200 amino acids.
AUGCCGUCGCCACGAGGCGAAGGGGAGGAGGAGGGAGGGAUGGUGGAGGCGGUGGAGAGGCCGUGGCCGUCGACGACAGACAAGUUGAACGUGCCGGGCACACGCGCUCUGGCCCGGGCCCUUUCCCACGCCUCCUGCGCGCGCCACCGCCGCCACCUGCAGCAGCGGUCGACGCGCGUGCUGCGACAGACCCGCGCGUGCGCCGUGAUCCUCCGUCAUCCACGCCCUCUGCGGACCCGUCGCCUGCGCCCCGCGCCCCGCCACGGCCCGCCCUCCGCUGCAGCUCUCCUCGCCGAACCGCAAUAUGCCCCGUUACGUGCCCGCCCGUGCAUCCACACAGCACCGGUCGACCCCACUCCUCGGCUGCUAAUCCCUAUCAAAGCGGUCCUGGCCCCCCUCCGCACGGACGCCAUACCGUCUCGCUGGGCCCCUGCCGUGCCCUCUUUCGUCCCCUCCAGCUUGCGCCUCGCGUCAUCGCAUCUUGGGCUUUCCGCUCCCACAGACGCACCCGCUGCCCGCGAUGCCCUCGUCCGCUUUACUCCGCCGGGCCUCCCCUGCCCCGAAUGGCGCGCGCGCCCCAAACGGCCUCCACACCCUGGAUAG